Diachasma alloeum is the source of this 2280-nucleotide messenger RNA. It is a transcript of the gene Ufsp2, whose product is annotated as ufm1-specific protease 2. Bases 187 to 1887 code for a protein of 566 amino acids. Lineage: Eukaryota; Metazoa; Arthropoda; Insecta; Hymenoptera; Braconidae. The record is from RefSeq and is a predicted model, not a curated record. The transcript has 5 exons.
UUAAAGAUACCACGGCGUCAUCUUAUAGAAUACCUGUUUCUUAUUGGGCAUCUCGACGAUCUCGACCGCUGACUCAAUCAUAACCUCAAAUCCAGUGCUUUCCCAUUUUCAAAAUACACUCAAACCAUAUGGAAAUUUUAAUUAUUUUUUAAUGAAAGAUAUAGUCCAUAUUCUCGAGGAACAAUAAUGACACCAAAACUGAGGAUUUCUUCCAAUGUCUUGAAAAGACUCCAAGAACUCACCUCCAAGAACACAGGGAGGCUCUUCGGCGUGAUGUCAGAGAACUCCCUGACAGUCUUGAGCUUCGCCCUGAAUCCCUUGGAGGACGACGACUGCUCGAUCCCCCCAGCAGCUCUGCAACUGAACAUGCCAGUGGAGAUAGACCUUUGCGGUGUUCUCUUCAUAGGAGACGCCUCAGAGAGAAUUCCAGAGGCCUUCAAGGACAUCGACAUCACCGACAACCCCCUGUUACUACGAUAUACUCUGGGUGCCCAGCAGGUUCAGCCCUUUGUCUAUGUCCACCAGACGUUAAAGCCAGCGGGUGAGCCCGAGGUGAUCGAGGAGUCUGAGAUCUGGGAGAGAUUUUUCUACCUUCGCCUGAGGACGAGCAUCCCCAUGGCCACCCAGAGGUCAGAGAUCACCGAUGCAUUCCAAUCCACGAGGAAGAAUUUAGCCUCUGGAUCUGUUGGAUUCCACUUCCCAGAGGCCGACGUCUACCUCCUGGGGAGUGACAGCGAGUCCAAGAUGAUUAGCAUCAAAGAGUUGCUGAAGACUCCUAGGGGGAAUCUCCCUGGAACUGUUGAGGCCAUUGAUGCAUCGAUGCUGACGAGAAUGACCAGUGAAAAGUCCGAGGGCUCCCUGAAAUACGCACCUGUCCUCCAGCACAUCAAACGACCCUUUCAAAGCCUCCAGUUCGACAUCAAUGUCGAUACUCUUUCCAUUGUCGAGGGGAGUGUGAGUGCCACGAGACUGUACUCGAUCCUCGUGGAGUCCGUCUGCAGGAAUCUGAGGCUCAUUGAGAGGUCCUUCACUCUUGAGCUGGAUCAGCAGGAGGAGUUGAAGGUUCCAGAGGUCUUGCACUUCAAACCGAGGAAUUGCAUGCAUCUGGUGACGGUGGCUUAUCCCAAGGGGAGCGAUGAUGAAGACACAAAGGACUAUAGGAAAAAUCUCCAUAAAGUUUUGUCGUUUGAUCUCUCGAGGCCUCUGUUCUGUAGAGGUAAUACCGUCAGAUUUUCGAGUGAUUUUACGAGUAAUGAACCGAUUCUCAAUCCUCAUGAGGCUGUUCCACCCCUUGGGAAUGAUUUCUCGACUAGUUUAGUGAAGGGACUGUAUGCCUAUCAUCAUUACAUGCAGGACAACUUCGAUGACAGUGGGUGGGGAUGUGCGUACAGAUCGUUGCAAACGAUUUUCUCGUGGUUCAGGCUCCAGGGAUACACUGGACAACCAAUCCCCUCUCACAAAGUCAUCCAGAAGUGCCUGGUGGACAUCGGGGAUAAAGCUAACAAUUUUAUCGGAUCGAAACAGUGGAUCGGCUCCACUGAAGUGGGAUUCGUUCUCGAGUCUCAUCUGGGUAUUUCAGUCCGAGUACUGUGCGCUGCCACUGGGGAACAAAUGAGGGAUCAAGUCAUGAGUCUCAAGGAGCACUUCGAAUAUCAAGGAACACCAGUUAUGAUUGGAGGUGGUGUACUAGCUCACACAAUUCUCGGAGUCGCUCACAAUGAAGAAACAGAUGAAAUGAAGUUCUUAAUCCUAGAUCCUCAUUACACAGGAUCAGAGGAUAUUAAAACAAUUGUCAGUAAAGGCUGGUGUGGCUGGAAGGGACUGAAUUUCUGGAAGAAAGAUGCAUUCUACAACAUGUGUCUGCCCCAAAGGCCAUCCAGAUACUGAAACAUUCUAAUUUUUAUUCAUCGGAAAUUGGGAAAAAAAAUCUGAUAUGAGUGGUAAAACGUAACAAGUCGAUUCAUCAAAACUCGUUCAAUUUAGGGAUAUUUUGAUAAUUGUGAUUUUAGGGGAAAAUCGUGAGAGAUUUUUAUAGGGAAUUCUUUCCACUGAGAAGAAGAUCUGAUCUUCUUCCCUAGAAUUAGUGAACUCGAUGAUAAUUGCAUGAUUAAUUUCGACUAAUUACAUUUUAUCAGUUCAGCACAGAAUUAUCCACAGUCCGGAGGUGAUUUUUUUGUCUUCAACGGUGCACAUAAUUGUUCAGUGGAGAUAAAGUUUUAUCCAUGGAUAUUUACUGUAGAUAAUACAUUAUUUAAUAAACGUUUUCAUGUUACACUUUUA